This is a messenger RNA of Lutzomyia longipalpis, 2466 nucleotides long. RefSeq names its product vacuole membrane protein 1-like. NCBI's taxonomy places the organism in Eukaryota, Metazoa, Arthropoda, Insecta, Diptera, Psychodidae. The transcript has 5 exons. The record is from RefSeq and is a predicted model, not a curated record. Bases 799 to 2358 code for a protein of 519 amino acids.
AAUUUGUUGUCUUUUUCACGCGCGUAUUUUUGCAAAUCCGUCAUUCUUUACGUAAAAUUUCGAAAGAUGCAAUUCAACAUUGUGUCACCUCUUAAGCCCGGAAAAUUCCAUCCGGUCAGUUAAAAAUUAUAUUAGAAAACGUGAGGAAAGUGCAAAAAAGUGGAGGUGUGAGUGAGACGUAAUGACAAAUGAGAACAAUAUUCUUCUCUAUCUCUUCUCGACAGUGUGAAAGGGUUAAAAAGUAUGACAGAUACGGCAGUUGCUGUUUCAAGCAGCGAUAUUUAUGUCAAAGAGAUUUUUUUUUAUUGUGGUCACGACGAAAAACAGUUGCAGUUGGACUUUUGGGUGGAAAAUAAGUGUGAAUUUGCAAGGAAAGAGGUGUAAAAGUUUUGUGAAUAGUUGUAGCAGCAUCUGAAGAGUAUGUGGCUUGUGAAAUGAAAAUGCUAUGGUUGGUGGAUGCCGAGGAAUUGCGACAAAUUGAUUUUUGGUGACCAUAGCAGGGAACUCGUGUUCGCUCUCUUUUUCUCAAAAUCAAUGAAAAUUUUCCUUCUUCGAACUGAGGACACCACGUCACAGGGGAAGAAGAGUUCCGUCGACCACGGUGCAGGUGGUUAAUUUGUGAAUAAUAGGGAUUUAUUGAGGAAAACAGACACUCACACACGGUCUAGCCGAAAAAAACAAGACAGAGAGAAAGGGGCAUUACACGGCUUGUUGAAAAGAAAAGAAAAAAAAAAGUUAAAAGAUCAUUAAAAAGAAGAGAGAAAGAUUUCUGCGGGUGACAAGAGAAAGGGGCAAAUUAUGCCGAGUAAGAAACGUCCUACCGCCAAUCGUCAACAGGGAGCUUUUCCACCGAAGCACACAUCUGUGGCAGAACUCAAAGUGCCCCAAGAGCAUUCGGUGGUGUCCAAUGGGGAUAUUGCCGGCGAUGGGCAUUUACUAACACCCAAACAGCGACAGCAAUUGGACAAGAGCAUUUACUUGGCUUCACUAACAAAAAAUGAAUUACAAAGCGAAUGCAGAAAACGCGGUCUAAAGAUAACAGGAAAUAAGAUGGAAUUGCUCCAAAGACUAGGAUAUAAAAUGUCUCAUCACAAUCACAAUCAGCAAUCAACAGUGACAUCUUCCACGUCAGGAAAUUCCCGCGUGCAGAAUCAGCAAAAGAAGACACCAAAUGGUACGGCAAUGGAUUCCUUUGUAAGGAAACAAUCUGCCCGUGAUCGCGAGAAGGAGCGCAAUGAAAGGAAAAAAAUUGUCAUUUGGCGACAUCCAAUUUUAACAUCGAAGUAUUGUGCCCUAGAGUGUAUGACCCUCAUGCAAACAUAUGGACGAAAAGUGUCAGAUCACAAGAAAUUAAUGGCUGUACUCGUGGCAGCAGUUGCAGUAGUGAUUGCACUGUACCACGUUCCAGGGAAGCAUCAGGCGUACAUCGACAUGAUUCGUCUUCACAUGUGGUUCGUGACCUACUGGGUGGGUCUGGGUGUGCUGUCAUCAGUUGGCCUGGGCACGGGAUUACAUACAUUCCUCCUAUAUCUGGGACCCCAUAUAGCCAGCGUUACGAUGGCAGCGUACGAAUGUAACUCAUUGAACUUUCCAAAGCCACCCUAUCCGGAUGAAAUAAUCUGCCCCGAAAAGGUGGAUCCCACAUUCAUUCCAUCUCUAUGGAAUAUCAUGGGGAAGGUGCGUGUUGAGGCAUUCCUCUGGGGUGCUGGAACAGCCCUUGGGGAGUUACCGCCCUACUUUAUGGCCAAGGCUGCCCGCUUAUCGGGCUAUGAUCCUGACGAUGCAGAGGAUCUGCAGGAGUUUGAGGAGCUAAAGAAGAAACGUGAGCAAGGAGUCGAUUUGAAUUAUCUCGAUCGUGCCAAGAUCUUCAUGGAACGCAUUGUGGAGCGUGUUGGAUUUCCGGGAAUUCUUGCAUGUGCGAGUAUCCCCAAUCCACUAUUUGACUUGGCUGGAAUUACGUGUGGACACUUUUUGGUGCCAUUUUGGACCUUCUUCGGAGCAACAUUGAUUGGCAAGGCUGUGAUUAAGAUGCAUAUCCAGAAGAUAUUUGUGAUAAUUGCAUUCAAUGAGACCCUGAUUGCUAAGGCGCUGGACGUCCUCAAGCACCUCCCCAUUAUGGGUAAACGUCUGCAGGAACCAUUUAAGGCAUUCUUGCAGAAUCAAAAGGCACGCUUACAUCGUGGUUCAGCCAAAAAAGCAUCAGAAUCGGGAAAUUUCUUGGCGCGUCUGUUUGAGAAGUUUGUCGUCGCCAUGAUUGUGUACUUUGUGGUGUCGAUUGUAAAUUCUCUGGCGCAAAGUUAUCACAAAAGAAUUCACAAAAAAGGCGGGAAGGUGCAUCGAAAGGUAGCGAGAGACUAGUCCGGGCAGAAAUGCUUGUCGGUAAGCAAUGAAUGUUUAAAAAAAAGUGGUUCUUUAUAGUUAGAUGAAUUCUUUUGAAUAAAACAAUUUACUAGAAGAAGAUGUGAA